AUGAGCUUGAAAGAAGUAUUCGAACAACAUCCAUGGAGGUCAUUUAAGAAGUUCAAUGAAGCAGCAAAAAGUUGGGGAUUUACUAACAGAGCUGAAGUGAAAAAGUUCUUUGACAAAAAUGUUGUACAUCAAACAAAAAUAAACCCUUACGACUACUUUUUACCAAUUUACUCCAACACUCCUGACGCAUACCAAUUUGACACUCUCAUUCAAAGCAGAAAAGAAGGACAUAAACCAUUCCUCAUCUUCAUUAAUGUUAACACUCGUAAAGCAUAUGCAUAUCCAAUGAGGAAUAAAGGAACUCGUGAAGUGUUAAGAGUUUUACAAAAGUUUGUAGCAGAACAUAACCCAAGUACUUUAACAUCAGACCAAGACAGUGCAUACCUCAGCAAUGAAAUCACAGAAUUUCUCAUUAAGCAUAACAUAACUCACUACACUACUGAAGACCAUAACCAUAACAUACUCGGCAUCAUAAACCGCUUCAUAAGGACUCUCAGAGAUUUA
Trichomonas vaginalis G3 is the source of this 504-nucleotide messenger RNA. Its product is annotated as integrase core domain containing protein family. The transcript has a single exon. Gene Ontology annotation, molecular function: nucleic acid binding. The annotation marks the transcript as partial. The record is from RefSeq and is a predicted model, not a curated record. Gene Ontology annotation, biological process: DNA integration. NCBI's taxonomy places the organism in Eukaryota, Parabasalia, Trichomonadida, Trichomonadidae.